AUGUACAGAUUAUGGAGGAGUCUAUCCAUAAGUGGGGCGGCGAAAGAUGUGGAGGUUGGUCUGGGCGGCUCAUGCGGUUCCGCUUCCGCAGCUCAUGAUGGUGAUGCAACUGUUCCACACGAUUUGGAGACCGGUAUAAUAGGUGGAGAUUAUGUGGCCGCAGCUGACGAUCGCCGGAGCUCUUGGUGGGUGCGUGCUAUUUCUUCCACGUGGAGGAUGAUGUCGACGGGGAGCAGAGCAAGUAGUGAUCAAGUAAGCGAAGCAGAAGCAGCAAACGUAGUACCUGCAACAACUUCAACCUCUGGAGGCUUUGCGAUUGGAUUCAACGAACUCAGUCAAGUAGUCAGAGAUCGCAAUCUUCAAUAUUUGAAUCAUAAUAACGGGGUUCGAGAAUUAUCAACUCGGCUGAAGACUGACCUGGAAAAGGGCAUAGAUCGGCGCGACGAUGAGAUACUGCAACGUCGGGAAGCAUUUGGGUCAAACAUAUAUCCUUGCCAAAGCGGAAAGCGUUUCUGGAGCUUUAUCUGGAAAGCUAGCCAAUUUCCUCCUUCUCUAUUUAUGAUGCUUGCCACUGUAAUCAAUUCGCUGCUGCGAAUAAAGAAAAAGGCUAUCCACGAUGGAUGGUAUGUAGAAGCUUGCAUCAUUUUGGCCACUGUUCUUGAUAUUAUUGUGAGAGCUAUCACUGAGUACAGGCAGUCUUGUCAGUCUGCAAAAUUCAGGGAGGAGAAAAGAUACGUACGCGUAGAGGUAAUUAGAGGUGGCAGAAGAGUCUCGGUUUUUACUUACGAUGUUGUUGUGGGCGAUAUUGUUCCCCUCAAGAAUGGUUAUCAGGUUCCUGCAGAUGGUGUCCUGUUCGUUGAGAAUUCAUUGAAGAUUGACGAGCAAGAAAUAACUGGCUCACACGGAUAUGUUCGAAAAAAUCUUCUAAAGGACCCAUUCCUAUUAUCUGGCUCAAAAGUGAUAGAGGGCAUAGGUACAAUGCUGGUUACAAGUGUGGGAAUAAACACUAAAUUGGGGUCGAAGAUGGAGACUCCACAUGAGAGUGAUGAAGAAAAGCCCUUUCAGGUAUACUUGAGAUGGCUUGCAAAUUCUGCUAGCUGCUUAGUGGUUUCGUUCGCUUCAAUCGCCUGUAUUGUUCAGUUAUGCCGAUACUCUUAUGGUCAGAGCAGAAAUUCAGAUGAAGCAACAGAAUUUGUGAUCAAAUCUCUGAGUUUUGGGAAUGCGACAGUAUUUGUGGCACUGCCUGUUGGACUUUCUGUAGCUGUUCUCUUGAACGUUGCGGAUACAACGAAAAAAAUGAAGACAGACAACGCUUUGGUGCAGACACUCUCUUCUUGUGAAACAAUGGGCUCUUUCCUGCUUCCUCUUUAUCUUCCUGAGUACCCAUUUAAGCAUUCAUUUUCUGCUAAGCAGAUGUCGGUGGUUGAUGUUUGCGCUGGAGGUAUAAGAAUGCAGGAUAUGGAUGAUGUUUCACAGCUGCCCCCACUGCUUAAAGAGCUAUUAAUAGAAGGCAUUGCCCAAAACACAAAUGGUAGUGUUGUUUUUGAAACGGGAGUGGUUGAACCAGAGGUUUAUGGAUCACAAACAGAACAAGCCAUUCUUAUCUGGGGGAAUAAGUUGGGAAUGAAGUUUGAAGAUGCUAGGUCAGCAUCAGUAGUCCAUCAUACUAUACCUUUCAAUCCAAACAAGAAAUAUGGAGGCGUAGAACUAAAGCUUGGUACACGAUCCCACGUUCAUUGGAAAGGAUCUGCGAAAGUUAUUCUGAGUUCAUGCGUAUCAUAUGUGGAUGGGGCCGACAACCUCAGAGAUAUUGAUGAUCAGCAGCGAAAGGUAUUUGAAGAAAGAAUUGAAAACAUGUGUAAGGGACGCAUGCGUUGUGCUGCACUUGCUUAUCGACGCUAUGAACCGGAAAGUCUUCCAACCAUUGAGGAACUUUCUAGACUACCUCAGAACCUUGUUUUGUUGGCUAUUAUUGGUAUAAAGGAUCCUUGCCGGCCAGGCACAAGGGAUGCGAUCCAACUGUGUAAUUCCGCAGGUGUUAAGGUUUGCAUGGUGACGGACGAUGACGUUUUGACUGCACAAGCAAUAGCAAUGGACUGUGGGAUACUAGAGGUUACAUUAGGGAUUGAUGAUGUAAGGACAGGAGCUCAAUUUCGGGAGCUUUCCGAUGAAGAAAGAGAUCAGAUUGCCGAAAACAUCUUAGUUCUUGCUCAAGCCACUCCCAGCGACAACCUUCUGCUUGUCAAAGCUCUGAAGAAAACAGGGCAUGUAGUUGCAGCCACGGGGAUGGGAAUACAUGAUACAAUGACACUACGUGAGGCGGAUGUUGGCCUUGCAAUGGGAAUUGGAGGGACAGCAGCAGCAAAAGAGAGCUCCGAUAUCAUUAUAUUGGAUGACAGUUUUGUCACGAUUCUCAAGGUUAUUCAAUGGUGUCGAUCUCUAUACACCAAUAUCCAGAGAUACGUCUUAUUCCGGCUCACUGUCACUGUAUCAACCGUGGCUAUCUGUGUGGUUGAGGUUGUGGUUUAUGAUGCAUUUCCACUUUUCGCCGUCCAGCUUCUGUUGCUAAAUCUUAUUGUCGACAUCUUUGGAGCAUUAGCGUUGGCAUACAGACCAACACCUCAGCACCUAAUGGGAAAGCCACCAGUUGGUAUAAGAGACGAUCUUAUAACCACGACGAUGUGGUGCAAGUUGGUGAUACAGGUGAUUUACCUAGUGCUGAUUCUGGCGCUCAUAAAUUCUGACACGUUACUGAAGUUGAAGCAUGGGAAUACGGGUGAUGCUGAAAAAGUGAAGAACACAUUUAUAUUCAAUUCCUUGGUCUUCUGCUUGGUUUUUGGUGAGUUUGAGAUCAGAAGUGGAGACCAAACCUUGAAAGAAAUCCUUAGAGACAAUAUGUUUCUCAUUACAAUAGGCUCAACUAUUUUAUUUCAGAUAAUCGUAACACAGUUCCUGGGGAUUUUCAUAUCUGGCGUUAGGCUUGACUUCAAAAAUUGGGUCUUGGCAAUUCUUGUGGGACUUGUCAGCCAAGCCGCCACUCACUUCCCUUUGCAAGCAUUUCAGUAUCUCCAAAACGUCAUUCUCGCAUUGGCUUUGACCGUGCCUUUCUUCGGCUAUAUCUUGAGCCUCACGGGAUCGUUGGUUAGUGUCACGAUCGCUGUCAUAUUACCGUCUGCUUUCUACUUGAAGAUUUGCUGGGACGGGAUGUCGAAGUUCAAGAGAGUCGCGAAUCUCGGGUGCGUUCUUGGAGUUUUGGGAUCGUUUGAUUCCUCCAAGUCGCUUGUCAAAGAGCUUGUUCGCGUUCAUGGAGCCAACCCUCCACUAGGACCACCACCAGUGUCAGCCGGAGAUCUGGAAACCCGACCCGAGGAAAACCGGGAAGGAUCCGGUGAUCUUGAUAUUCCUGUAGCCAUGCAUGUACGUAGAUGGUGCUGA
This is a messenger RNA of Microthlaspi erraticum, 3435 nucleotides long. Lineage: Eukaryota; Viridiplantae; Streptophyta; Magnoliopsida; Brassicales; Brassicaceae. The record is from the annotation of a GenBank genome assembly.